Monopterus albus (swamp eel) is the source of this 1062-nucleotide messenger RNA. Its product is annotated as olfactomedin-4-like. The coding region runs from base 79 to 1062 and encodes 327 amino acids. The record is from RefSeq and is a predicted model, not a curated record. Lineage: Eukaryota; Metazoa; Chordata; Actinopteri; Synbranchiformes; Synbranchidae. Gene Ontology annotation, biological process: signal transduction. The transcript is spliced from 6 exons.
AUGCCAGUGCAGUGAGACACAGUCAUAUUCAAACUGGGUUCAGGGACAGUUUCCUGCAGCUCUGCUCUCAGAUCCACCAUGAAGCUGUAUGCGAUUGCUCUCCAGUGUGCUCUGUUCACUUUGGCUGAACAGGCAUCUCGGGAUGAUAGCUGUGUGUGUGAGCUGAGAAAUUCAGAGCAGAGAUUCCCUCAUGACAAACUCAGCACAGUGGAAGACAAUACAUCAGAAUGCAAUAGCAACAUCACCUCACAGAAGACUCUGGAGCUGGAGAGUCUGCUGCUGGGUUUGGAGCGACGCCUGCCCCAGCUGCAGGAAGAUGUGGCAAUACUAGAAAGGGAGAAUGAUGGAGGCCUUUAUGGAGCUCUCAGCCUGCAGGUGAUAGAGAAUGAAAUGAGGGAUAUCAUGCAGCUCAUUGAGAAGCUCAACAGCACCACCCUGGGACACCAGCAGCUCAUAACUGACACCACCCAACAGCUGGAGGACUUCAAAGCACAGAUGGUGGAACUGGAAAAGUAUGACACCAUGCAGGUGGUGAAGAGACAAAAAGCUAACAGGAUUUUGAAGAGGGAUCUGGACCAGUGCAAGAAUGGACUUCACCCCACCAACCAACCCACUCAGCCUACACAAGGCAUCUGCCCCUAUGGUCAGUUUGUGAACAUCACUGGGGCCGUUGUAAACACAGCAGGAGAGUAUCCUGGCUCCUACAAGUAUGGAGCCUGGGGUCGGGAUCCCAAACCGGAGGCAGGGAAGGAGAGUUGGUAUUGGCUGGUAAUGAUGACUUCCAACAACAGAUUCUCAAAUUAUGUCCGUCGCUAUUCCAGCCUGAGCUCUCUUAUUGUUGGAGUGAGCGUCCCAGGUAAUGUCCAGAUCCACUCCACUAACCCAACCACCAACACUAUCCAGGGUCCUAAUGUGGUUAUGUAUGGAGAGGCCCUGUACUACAACUGUUACAACCAAGAUGCUGUUUGUCGAUUCAACCUCACCACCAAAACGGUUACCACCUUACAACUACCUAAAGGCACCAGGUUCGCUGCUCAACUUUGUCUUUCAGUUCAUUCAUAA